AUGCCUAAGAAUCCGCUCAAGAACUUUGCCCGUCGCAAAUCGUCUGGAAACAUCCUCGACCUCCCUUCGGAGUCCACAUCACCCCCACCCGCCUCGUCCAGCUUUCGUGUCCUUGAGAGACCCGACAAGACAGCUACAGCGGGCAACGGCGGAUACCCUGGAGGUCCUGUGAAACGGACAAGCGGCGGGCGGCCAGCUUCGAGCAUCCUCCUGAACAGGAAAUCGGGCAAGUCGCAGGAGGACUUGAUCGCAAGCGCAAACAGGUCGGUCCUUGAAAAGAGCCAUGCUCGGUCACACACAGUCGACGGAGUGCUAAAAUUGGGCAGGGGUAGUGGCGGAACAGCCCUCUCGGGUUCUUCGGGCUACUUUGACAACUCGUCGUCCUCUGCACGCUACAGCUCUUCGUCCACUCUUCCCUCUUCAAUCGAGGCGGAACACGAAGCAGACAACGAGGACCUUUUCCCUCGAAAAGCAACUGCCAACGGCAACAGCAACCUAAGCAGCAAUCGUUCUUCAGCCGCAUCCAACGCACUUCCCGAGCCACCGUCAUUCACGGCCCGCGCAGGCAGGGCUAUGUCCUUUGGUUUGAGAAGCAAGCACAGCGCUAGCCCCGGUACCAUGACUGCUGCCACAGCUCACAUGCCUGACCUGCCCGAGAAUAGUUUGAUUCGUGAUCGCGCAACAACAAUGAGCAGCAACGCCAGCACUGCCGUACCGCCGAGGCUCGAUGCCAACUUGGGUUCCAUGUCAGAUUUUGGCAGCGACUUUGGCAUGAACAUGUUCGAAGGACUGAGCUCACCCAAANGGGUAGCACCGCCGCAACCUGCAUACGAAAACUACGGCAGAUCGGUACGUCGACAACAAUCACCAGGCUUCAACAAUUACAGCAACACUUACCAACAUCAUCCUUCUCAACAGGCAUCUCAGCCCCUGCCCACCGCUCCUAUCGCCCGUCAUGAGCCCACUCCAUCACCCGAGGCCGAACCCGAACCUGAAUCCGAGGCAGAGCCUGAGACUCGUCGCAGACCAGCAAAUUUGUCUGCUGCAUCAGCAAACCGUUACUCAUGGGCCAGCCGAACUUCCAACGACGGACUGAUGUCUCCAGCCCAAGGCUCCGAUAUCUCUUCUCCUCCUCUGAAUCCUCCCUCGACUUUUUCUCGUUUCAGACCUGGUUACCAAGCCGUUCCUGACCGCUAUGGCUCGCCCGCCAAUGAACCCGAGCACGAAAGACGCAACAGCUAUUCUAGUGAAGAUGACGUUUCCCAUCCUAUCUCCAGGGCAAGAUCGCCUCUAGUUGAGUCGUACACAGCAACCACAUCCCCGCAGAAAGCCACGCCAGCCAACCGAAACCCAACCAUCACGGCAGUCAGUAAAGAUGACUCGAACUCGGUUUCAGCAGGCGAAUCUCAGCACACAACUCCUCGGGCUAACAAUUUGCGUCCCACAAGCAACAUGUUUGACCACUCCCCUAACGGCCCUACUAGCCGUGCCAUGCAUCCCGCAGCUGCCCCAGUUGCUCCCAGAAGCCAGUCUGGACAACUCUCCNCCACCAAGAGAAUGACAAGAAAGGAGUUUGAGGCCCAACGUAAAGAGAUGAGUCCCGAAGAAAGUGAAGAAUCCGAAGAAUCCGAGGACGAAGGCUAUGAUGACGAUGAUGAGGCUGAACGUCAAGCAGAGCUUGCUCGCCAGAGGCGCAAGCAGNAGGCCAACAUGUCUGUAUACAGACAGCAAAUGAAGAAGGUCGCAGGAGGAAACCCAGCCGAGCUUCCAUCGCAAAACGGCCGCCCAAGCCUGGAUCGUGCUUCGUACAGCGCACCUGGUCUCACUAGGGAUUUCUCCAACGUCAGCCUUGGUGCAGAGCAAGAGGAGGAGGACGACGAAGUCCCUCUAGGUAUCCUUCAGGCUCACGGCUUCCCUAACAAGAACCGUCCCCCGACUCGCCUUUCGAGCGCUCCUCCAACUCCUGGAGUUGCCGGAUCGGUUGUCAACGGCGGUAUGNGGGGUGGUAGCCUUCCUGUCUUUGCUCGCAAUCUUCCUGCAGAUCCCUACUUUGGUGCUGGUCUCGUCAAUCCUGCCAAUCGCGAGUCACUUGCUUUCGGUUCUGGCGGCUCAGUGUACGGUGGAGCAUCUCCUUCCAUGAAUCAACUGCCUCAAAUGCCUCAGAUGAUGCCUCCACAGCAAAUGCCUGGCAUGCCCCAGGCAGGAGGCGGCCUUGUUGGUGUCAUUGCUGGUGAAGAGCGUGCUCGCGCCGCCAGACGUGUCAACCACAACGGCGGUGCUGCUUUCAACGCGAACGGUCUUCCUCUGCCUGGAAACAUGCACAACAACAUGCCCCAGAUGAUGCCGCGUUCAAACUCGAUGAUGAGCAUGGCUCCACCACAAAUGGGCAUGGGUGGCUUUAUGCCGCAAAUGCCUCAAAUGCCCCAGAUGCCUCAGAUGAUGGGCGCAGAGCAACAAAACCAGCAGCAAAUGAUGCAAUUGAUGUUCCAACAGACUCAGAUGAUGCAACAGAUGAUGGCGAUGCAGGGUGGUCAAAUGCCCCAGAUGCCUUAUAUGCCUCAGAUGAACAAUGGCUACCCCAACAUGCUACCAAAUGGAAUGCAAAGACCCAUGUCUAUGGGCGGUCCCAAUGGUCAGCAACCUGGUAUGCUUGGUCCCCAGGGUCCUGUUCCCCACCAGCAACAGAGAUCGAGCACAAUGACCAACUUGAAGCCGCCGGGCUACGCUGGAUCAAUGUACGACUAUAGUCUUAGCGCACCUCGUGGAGGCUACACUCCCUCCAUCGCACCUAGCGAGCGUAGCAACGUGGGCAUGCCAUCUCGCUAUCGCCCUGUGACUAUGGAAGGUUCCACUAGUCGCACUGCAAGCAUGACUUCGCAGUCGGGCAUUCAAAAUUUCGCGAAGAAGAACGCUUCGAAUGGUUCUUUCUUGAACCCCAAUAACAUCCCUGCAAACAACGCUGGCAACGUACCGCGGACUACCAUUAAAGUUAUCGACAAGCCCAAGGGCUCGCCAAGAUCGCCUCAACCCAGACCCGACGAGGAGGAUGAUGACGAAGGCUGGGCACAAUUGCGUAAGAAGAGAGAAGAGCGCAAGAAGCGCGGCACCGCCGGCAAAACCCAGGAGCAGACUCUGGAAGAGCUGUACCAGGGCUUCAACUAG
Aureobasidium musti is the source of this 3162-nucleotide messenger RNA. The record is from the annotation of a GenBank genome assembly. NCBI's taxonomy places the organism in Eukaryota, Fungi, Ascomycota, Dothideomycetes, Dothideales, Saccotheciaceae.